Messenger RNA from Neomonachus schauinslandi (Hawaiian monk seal), 5242 nucleotides. It is a transcript of the gene USP46, whose product is annotated as ubiquitin specific peptidase 46. Bases 139 to 1239 code for a protein of 366 amino acids. The record is from RefSeq and is a predicted model, not a curated record. Gene Ontology annotation, cellular component: cytosol; nucleus. Gene Ontology annotation, biological process: protein deubiquitination. Gene Ontology annotation, molecular function: cysteine-type endopeptidase activity; cysteine-type deubiquitinase activity. The transcript has 9 exons. NCBI's taxonomy places the organism in Eukaryota, Metazoa, Chordata, Mammalia, Carnivora, Phocidae.
CCCAGCCAAACUGCAAGCCGGACCCCAGGCCGCCUCCCCGCCGCCGCCGCCCGGCCUCCCCGCGAGCGCUCCACCAUGGACAGUCCUGUUUUCACCUUAUAAAGAUGGCGGUGCGGGAUCGCUGCAACCUUUAGACUAAUGACUGUCCGAAACAUCGCCUCCAUCUGUAAUAUGGGCACCAAUGCCUCUGCUCUGGAAAAAGACAUUGGUCCAGAGCAGUUUCCAAUCAAUGAACACUACUUUGGAUUGGUCAACUUUGGAAACACGUGCUACUGUAACUCGGUGCUGCAGGCGUUGUACUUCUGCCGGCCGUUCCGGGAGAAUGUGCUGGCGUACAAGGCCCAGCAAAAAAAGAAGGAAAACUUACUGACGUGCCUGGCAGACCUCUUCCAUAGCAUCGCCACGCAGAAGAAGAAGGUUGGCGUGAUCCCACCAAAGAAGUUCAUUUCGCGGCUGAGAAAAGAGAACGAUCUCUUUGAUAACUACAUGCAGCAGGAUGCUCACGAGUUUUUAAAUUAUUUGCUAAACACUAUUGCGGACAUCCUGCAGGAAGAGAAAAAACAGGAAAAACAAAACGGAAAAUUAAAAAAUGGCAACAUGAAUGAACCUGCAGAGAAUAAUAAACCAGAACUGACCUGGGUCCAUGAGAUUUUUCAGGGAACGCUGACCAAUGAGACUCGAUGCUUGAACUGUGAAACCGUUAGUAGCAAAGAUGAAGAUUUUCUUGACCUUUCUGUCGAUGUGGAGCAGAAUACAUCUAUUACCCACUGUCUGAGAGACUUCAGCAACACAGAAACACUGUGUAGUGAACAGAAAUAUUAUUGUGAAACAUGCUGCAGCAAACAGGAGGCCCAGAAAAGGAUGAGAGUGAAGAAGCUGCCCAUGAUUUUGGCCCUGCACCUGAAGCGGUUCAAGUACAUGGAGCAGCUCCACAGGUACACCAAGCUGUCUUACCGGGUGGUCUUCCCGCUGGAGCUCCGGCUCUUCAACACCUCCAGCGACGCCGUGAACCUGGACCGCAUGUACGACCUGGUGGCCGUGGUGGUUCACUGCGGCAGCGGUCCUAACCGUGGGCAUUAUAUUACUAUUGUGAAGAGUCAUGGCUUCUGGCUUUUGUUUGAUGAUGACAUUGUAGAGAAAAUAGAUGCCCAAGCUAUUGAAGAAUUCUAUGGCCUGACAUCCGAUAUAUCAAAAAAUUCAGAAUCUGGAUAUAUUUUAUUCUAUCAGUCAAGAGAAUAACUUAAAGACCUGCGGGACUAAUUCAAAUGGGGGGAAAUGUUCCAAGCACUCUUCCAUGGUUUCCCUGCACACUUUCCUCCCCAGCGGCCCACCAGGGACACGACGCCAAGUCCGACGGUCUGGCUCUGUUAGACUUUCUCUCCCUUUGUUUUUUUUGUUUUUUUUUUACAUGCAGCACUACUUGUGGUUUUAUUUUAGUCUGAGGUAGUGUUAACUGCAAUCAGAUUGUAGUAAGAUUUAUAUGAGUAACAGUUGCUAAUUUGGGGAUUGGGUAAAUGCCCCACCACUGGCUGUGUCUGGCUGAAGCCGAGUGACAUUUCCUGCAAAUGUCUACAGUCUGUUUUGGGUCUCUGCUGAACGGCCUAAAUGCCUCCCGGGAUCGCGUCUCAGUGCAUUCCUCUAACUUGUCCCUGGAAGCACCGCUACCCAGUUCUUGCUGCUGUGCCUCUUUUCUGCCAGGAGGACAGAAGAAUCGGGUAGAUGUUCACCUUUUAGGGCUGCAACUAUAGCUUUAAGUUUGUGCAAGUGAAAACAUUGAACAGUGAAUAACCUCAAUACUAAGACCAUCCUCCAGGUGGAACAGGGUGAAGAGAAGCUGUUCCUGGGGGCUCACGCCUGCCCUGGCUUGUGCUCUCUCUCUGCCAGCCUUGAGAAUCCCCGAGGCUAGGAAGGUAGGAAGCUCAGGGCAGGCAAAGCCAAGAGGAGGAAGCUUUCGUGGACAGUGAGAAGUUACUUUUCUUAUCUUUCUACCAAAACCACGCGUCAGGAAAAUAACCCUAUGCUGUCUGUUCUUAGUGACCCUCGGCUUCCAUGAGGUCCUGUGAGUCGUAUCUGUCCUCUCUUUGGCACUGCUAAGCUUUCCCGGGUGUCAUUCCAGGCCUGCUGGUGUUUUGCAGUCUGUGGUCACCGGGCUGAGACACCGCGGUGACUGCUUCCGGCCCAGCUCUCCUUGGCCGGUCAGCACCCACGUCCUUCUCUAUCAGGAAGGACAGCGGGCGCUGCAGCUUCACCACCAUCGGCCACGUGGUACAGCUGUUGGCUUUUUCGCAUUUCCGUCUGUUUAUUGAGGUGCUGGCGAGCCCUGGGGCUAAUGUGGAACCUUCCCUAGAGGGAUUACUGGAGUUAGCUGGGUGUGAAUGUGGUCAGAGGAAGUGUGAGUGGGUGGGCGGAGGAAUGAACAAAAUGGUGGCGUCUCUUUGGCUCAGACUCCUAGAAUGCUUGACAAGACAGUUUAUGGAAGAACCUCAUCUCACUAGAGUUACUUUUACCUUUUUCACUUUUGUUAUAUAUGUAUUUAUUAGAUCAUUUGAGUAUUGGUACCUUUUAUUAAAAGGGUCAAUUUGGUGUUUUGCUGUUGAGCUGGUUUUUGGAUUCUUACAAAUAACUAUGAGUCCUAGAUCUUGGCUUCCUUUGGGAAGUCAGUUGACUUCCAUACACUAUAAUAUACUGUGAACGUAUUAUUUUGUUACCUAAUAAGUCAGCGAAUGAACAUGCAGAUGUUUGGCAUAAUGUGAACUAAAAUUGAAAUCGAAAAUGUUAGCGGCCAUUUUGUAAAAUGAAGAGCGUAGCACUUUAUCUAGAUGAAAACUGGAUUCUUGUUUUUGACAUGUCUUGAACUGUUUAUUGCUCAGAACUUAAAUAAGCAUGCCGACACUUCAUUUGUUCAUGCUUGAAGUGAAAUGUUUUACUUUUCACUGGAGAAGACAAAAACAGGGUGAUCUUCACGUUAUUGUUUUAUACAAGUGAUACCUUGCCUUGUUUAGAGGCAAAUUCAUAUUUAUAAAUAUUUUGUCUUUUUUUCCCUCCAUGAAACAAAGGCAGUAAUCAAUUACCUAGAAGGUGAGUAUUUAUUCUGUUUUUAAGGAGAGACACUUUGCAAUUGAAGGUGACUGAUACAAGGAACUGUUUGUACUAUAUAUAACCCAUAUAUUUGACUGCAGGUUGCAAAGUUUUUUAAAAAAAAUGGUUCAUAUCUAAUAUAUUUGGAACUGGUUCAUAAGAAAAACUAUUAAAAUUAUCUUUGAAAUGACUCUUGAAACUAAUUUAUUAGAAACAAAAAGUUUCAAUUGGAGACCUACCGAAGUAAUAUCUAAAUGCUAAGUCAUAGAUUCAGUGCAUUUUCUUUAUUAUUAUUAUUAAUAUUAUUUUUUUGUAUGUGUAAAGAGUUUUUCCCAGUGACUUAAGAGAAGAAACUGAAAGGGUCAGUUAGAAUUCAGUAUUCCUGGAGAGAGGUUAGGAGUAAAGAAGAAGUAUGGAAGGUAAUGCAGAGGCAUUAAAAUGGUUGUGUGAUGCAGGAAAAGAAGAUUGGAGAAAGACCAAAACACACUUAUCCACCGACACUCCAUCAGAUUUUUAAACUUUAGAGCUAUCUGAUCAUUUCUUUCCUCUUCAAUAAAUGAACAAACACUAGGCAGCUACAUUUCCCCCUAUCAUUUCACUUUACAUAAAGACAGUAGCAUGCAAACACUUUAUUUUUCACCCGUCAUUCAUCGUAUAAAGCAGAGAACGAUGUGAGAUGUGUGAGACCAUUCUGAGGUCAACGAUAGCACAAAGGCUCAGCAAUAUUCCCUCAAAUCGCCGGGGUUUUGUGUGUCAUUUUCUGGCAGGAGUUAGAGUAGGCCUGCUGUAUUUCUUUUAAAUGCUGCAGGUUUUAGAAUAAGUUACAGUGUUUUACACUUAAAACAAAGAAGAAAUAUUUGCUUUAUUGGUUACUUACUAGCUGAGCAUCUAGAUGUAUGGUACAGUUUGCUAAAAAGGCAUUUGUUUAAAAGCCUCUUUUGGCAAAAUGCUGACAUCCAGUCCGGUUACACGGAUGCAUUUUCCAUUCCAAGGCAGCAUGAAGUGGGCUGGUUCGCCAAGGAACAAUACAAGAGGGUGUCGGUUCAAAUUGGAAGCCAGUCGUAUUUGGUUUUACGGCCUGGCAUAUUUUGGAUUUCAGAUGAAAUGGAAAAAAAAAAAAAGACAGGAAUGGUCCCUAUGCAUUUAUUUUCAUGGAUAUGCUUAAUUUCAUGGGCAUGCCUAACAAUGAACUAUGUUCUAACUGGAGCUUAGGACUUAUUUUAGAUAUUGGAGUGUAGCUUUAUUACAGAUGGAUUUUAUCUUUAAACAUUGCAUUUUGAUCAACUUUGUAUAUUCACGUGUAUUAAAAUAUCGUGCCCUUAAUGUUUUGCCCUCAUUUGCUAUUAUAUGGUCAAGGCAUUUAUCAGCACUAUUGUGAAUAACUCAUGUAAAUGGCAUGGGUCAGGGAAAAUUAUUCCCUACUUUUCUGCCUAAUUAAAUUUGUUUUCCAGUAUUACAUUAAUUUAUUUUUGGCUUCCAUUUCUUUGUAAUCAAAAUAGUUACUGUAUUUGUAUGGCAUUCAUUUGAUUUUGUUGCUAAAAAAAGUUUAGUUUUUAUUUAAAAUAAUCUGUACCUUAAUUUUCUUUUAAUGUAACCAAUUCAAGCACUUUAAGCAAUAACGUCAAUCUUGUGAAAGUUCAAUCAGUUUAACACCCUGCCUCUAAAAUUGUUUGCAAAAAAAUAAAUAAAAUAGGAAUUCCCUUCCUAGAGAAUUAUAUCUUAGUAAUGUUACACACAUGGACUUAAAAUCCUUUUUAUAAAAUGUGAGUUAUUGGCAAGUCUCAUGUCUGGGUAAUCAUUCCAAACUUAAUUUUGAAGCAGUGGAAAUGUAAAGAACCUUCUGGUUAUUGUGAUUUAUAAAUGCAGUGCUACUGUCAAGGUUGAUAAAGUCGGUAUUCUGAAGGUAACUCAGUCCUGUUUUUGAGUAAAAAAAAAAAAGAUCAACAGAAGUAAUCCAGAAACCUAUAUUUGGGGAAUAGCAAAUUGAGGCUGUCAGUGGUGGGAAAAAAAAUUAGGUUCGGGUAUAUUAAACAUCACAGUGAAUUCCUUAGCUGGGACUCUGCAUAUAAAAAUCACCUUUUACCAGUUACGAAAUAGAAGAUCCAUUCCGCAAAUAAGAAAGUGGCUUCCAGAAUCUGAUUUCUAGGCCCGAGCGGGAGUAUGA